UGUGCUCGGCAGGUUUUGUGGAUCUGCAGACUGAGAAAGCUGACCUGAUGGAAAAUGUUGGAGCGAUUCCUUUCCUGGACUACAAGCACUUUGCCUCCAGAAUCUUUUUUCCUGAGAGCGAAUCUCUGAUGACAUCGUGUAUCAAAGACAUUGGUCAGGAUGUGGUGAAGGUUCAACUUGACGAGUGUUGCCAGGGCUUGUCCAGGCUGAUCCAGGACCAGGUCUUCCUCACAUCUAUGGUGCACGCUCUGGAGGAGCAGAAGAGCUUCACCAUUAAAGACAAGUGUGCAUUGGCAUCAUUACUGACCGUAGCGCUCCACAACAACUUGUCGUACCUGACGGAGGUAAUGGAGACUCUGCUGAGGGAUUUGAUGCAGCAGAACAGCAACGCUCAGCCCAAACUGUUACUACGACGCACUGAGUCCAUCGUGGAGAAGCUGCUGACCAACUGGAUGUCCAUCUGCCUUUAUGGCUUCCUCCGGGAAAGUGUUGGCCAACACUUGUUCCUGAUGGUGAGCGCUCUCACGCAGCAGACAGCAAAAGGACCUGUGGACUGUGUGACAGAGAAAGCUCUAUACACACUGAGUGAGGACUGGCUGCUGUGGCAGGCUCAAGACUUCACCUCCCUGAAGCUGAAGGUGCUGUUUGCAGUGGGGAGUGACGGAGAGGUCAGUGAGCCUCUGGAGGUCAACGCCUUGAGCUGUGACACAGUAGAGCAGGUCAAAGAGAAAAUCCUUUCCACCUUCAAGGCCAAGUUUGGAUUCCCCUACAACACCCUGCUCAGGGACAUAUGUAUCGAGUAUGAGAAGAAUGGAUCAUUUUUUCCUCUCGAGGAAGUGGAUGCGAGCUCAGAGGUCAUUGGGGAGGUGACAAUGCUCAACACACUUAAGCACUACAAGGUUCCAGAUGGAGCCACAAUCAAAGUGCUUUCUAAGAAAACCCAUCCUCCUCUGAGCCCACAGGGGAGUCUGAAGGAUGAUGAAAACUUCUCUGGAAAAUAUUUCCACUUGAUUGAUCCUGAUGUAGACGAGGACCAAAGAAAGAACCCAGAGAGGAAGAAGUUAAAACUGAAGGAAGUGUACCUCACCAAGCUGCUCUCCACCAAGGUGGCAGUGCAUUCAUACGUGGAGAACCUGUUCAGAUCUAUCUGGGGGAUGCCACAGUGCAGAGCCACGCACGCUGUCAAAUACUUCUUCGACUUCCUGGACACUCAGGCGGACAACAUGAAGAUCACCGACCCAGACGUGCUGCACAUCUGGAAGACCAACAGUUUGCCCCUGCGCUUCUGGGUCAACAUCCUGAAAAAUCCCCAGUUUGUGUUCGACAUGGAGAAGACUCCAAAUUUGGAUGGCUGCCUGUCUGUCAUCGCCCAGGCCUUCAUGGACUCCUUUUCUCUUAGUGAGACCCAACUGGGGAAGCAUGCACCAACCAACAAGCUCCUCUAUGCCAAAGACAUUCCCAAGUUCAAACAGGAAGUGAAGAUUUACUACAAGCAGAUCAGAGACCAGUCACGCAUUACAACCUCAGAGUUCAAUGACUUUCUGCAGGAGGAGUCGAAGAAACAUGAAAACGAGUUCAACGAAGCCGGAGCCCUCAGAGAGCUCUACAGAUUCAUCCAACGAUACUUCACAGAGAUCCAAGAGAAGCUGGACCAAAAUGGAGCCCCUACUGAGCUGACGGAGCAACUACAUCAUGUUAAAAACUUGUUUGAUGGACUAAAGAGCUGCUCCUGGAACUGAGCCGCCAUCCUUUCACUCAUGUAUCUAUGAACGACACUGUGAGAGGAAGACUCUUCUGAUCCUGUCAGGAGAGGACCAAGGGGACUUUUGUCCUGCAUGUAUCAUCCUGUUACUGAAAAAACAGUCUCAGAGGAGCUGAAAGGAGGUGCCAACCAUGGCAGUAAUUCAUGAGUCAAUGGGGAGUUGUGCGUCUUCUGUUGGAAACUUUUGGCAUUAAACUGGUGAACUCCCAGAGACACUGAAGCGAGGCACAUAUCACCCGUUAGUAUCUUUCCUAAAAGGACACUUUUACCAUUUGUCUCUCUAUCUGCUGAUCUGUCUUUUGUCUGAUGGACUUUCAUACUGCAGUUUCACAGUGAAAAGCAACUACUUCAUUAACUUACACUUAUUUGUUACCACACAAAAUACACACACAGACACAAAUUAAAAACCACAGAUAGAAAAAG
Messenger RNA from Morone saxatilis (striped sea-bass), 2185 nucleotides. RefSeq names its product plexin C1 (gene plxnc1). The record is from RefSeq and is a predicted model, not a curated record. Bases 48 to 1739 code for a protein of 563 amino acids. NCBI's taxonomy places the organism in Eukaryota, Metazoa, Chordata, Actinopteri, Moronidae. Gene Ontology annotation, cellular component: semaphorin receptor complex. Gene Ontology annotation, molecular function: semaphorin receptor activity. Gene Ontology annotation, biological process: negative regulation of cell adhesion; semaphorin-plexin signaling pathway involved in axon guidance; regulation of cell migration. The transcript is spliced from 15 exons.